AGGCGGGCGAGUCGGGCCCCGGGCGGCGAGUCCUGGAGUAACUCGCCCCGCCAGUCGCACGCGAUGGGCCGGAGGGAAGCGAGGCUCGCGCGCGCCGCUUGUCUGGCAGUUGAAUUGAUCACCCAAAUUGUGGCUAUUUCGUGCAGACAAUCAGAUGACGUCCCGCUGGUAAACUCCAGCGCACACACUCAGGAAAACACUCAGGAACUCUUCGCUGAGUCAGAUAUCCAGUACUUGUUGUUCACAAAAGUGAACCCGGUGCUGCCCAGUGUUCUGAGGAAUGGAGAUGCAUCGUCACUCGGUCACUUCGACGCGGCGUUCCCGACGGUCAUGGUGAUACACGGGUUCCAGUCGAACCAGAGAACCGUGAUGCCCAUCGCAGAAGCCUACCUAGGUCUGCAAGAGAACAUGAAUGUGAUCGUGGUGAACUGGACCGCGCUGGCGACCACCAGCCUGCUGCGCGCCAUCGAGGGCUCAGAAGCAGUGGCCGCGACGACGACCCGCCUCAUCCACUUCCUGGCGACCCGUGGCCUGGACCCGCGGCGCCUCACACUGGUCGGCUUCAGCAUAGGCGCGCACAUCGCCGGCUUGACCGCCUACCGGGUGAACAGCGUGUCGGUAGGCAAGAUCGUGGGUCUGGACCCCGCCGGGGUCUUCUACUACUCGAAGAGCAAAAUGAAGAAGCUGGACCGUUCCGACGCGACCUUCGUGCAGGUCGUGCACACCACCGCCAACACCAUCGGCUACAACGGCGACUUGGGGCACGCGGACUUCUACUUCAACGGAGGCACCGAGCCACAGCCCGGCUGCAAGCUGUUCACACCCUGCUCACAUCUCAGAGCCACAGAAUACUACGCCGAGUCUGUGAAGGACAAAAUCCCCUUCAUCGCGACCCAGUGCUCUGACAUUAAGAAGUAUCAAUCAGGGGAUUGUCUGUUUAACCACAGAACCAUCUUCGGCCCUCAAACUCCCGCAAGCAUUCGAGGAAAAUAUUUUCUGUCAACAAACGAAAUCCCUCCAUACGCACAAGGAUGAAUAAUAAAUGAAGUAAAUAUGUGGGGUUUGUGAUGACUAAAAUAAAUUAACCUUAUAACAAAUAACACCAUAAAAUUAUAAUAAAUUACAUCAUAAAGGUUUAAGAAAGUGAACCUUAUUCCACAGAUUUUCACUGGUAUAUGGAAGCUGGGACGAGUGAUAAAAUAAAGAAACAUGGUGCUGUGUAAGACUGUUGUCGCGCUAACCUAUUAAAAAAAAAUUAAUUAAUAA
Molecule: messenger RNA, 1266 nt
Organism: Bacillus rossius redtenbacheri
Lineage: Eukaryota; Metazoa; Arthropoda; Insecta; Phasmatodea; Bacillidae
Product: lipase member H-A-like
Exons: 7
Coding region: 64-1035 (323 amino acids)
Biological process (GO): lipid catabolic process
Molecular function (GO): lipase activity
Source: RefSeq, a predicted model, not a curated record